UAGGACGCAACCACACCGGCUGCACUGCUUCCGGUUGUGAUCUUCUCUGCAGGGAACUAAUUAAAUGGGGACACAGAUAACAUUUGAACCUUGAAGUACCACGCCGUAACCCUAGACUUGUUUUUUCUAUCAGUAUUUUGCUUGUUUUAACCGUAAACUGACGUACAUCAAUGUAGCAGCGCGCGCGUGGACCGUGCCAAGCGGAGCAGCAGCGUCAGUGGAGUCAAAAUGGCGUCUGUUCGUCCACUCAGCGCUCGUUUAAUCCAUCUGUGAUUACCUUGAUAGACACGUACAACAACCUGCGAGUAGCUUUUAGUGUUUCAAUUUUCAGUGCUUUAUCCGCCAGGGCACUUCUUUUUUAUCGUCAUGUCGGACUCGGAAGAGGACAGUCAAGAUCGGCAGCUUAAAAUUGUAGUGAUUGGAGACGGUGCUUGUGGGAAGACAUCACUCGCCACCAGGUUUGCACAGGAGGCCUUUGGGAAGCAAUACAAACAAACCAUCGGUCUGGAUUUUUUUCUGAAGAGAAUAAGCCUUCCAGGCAACAUGAAUGUGACGCUGCAGGUGUGGGACAUCGGCGGCCAAACAUUAGGAGGAAAAAUGUUGGAUAAAUAUGUAUAUGGAGCUCAUGGAGUUCUCCUGGUGUACGAUAUCACCAACUACCAGAGCUUUGAGAAUCUGGAGGAUUGGUUCAGCAUGGUGAAGAAGGCCAAUGAGGAAUCUGAUAUUCAGCCUGUUGUCUCCCUGGUAGGAAACAAGAUCGACCUGGAGCAUAUGAGGACAGUGAAAGCUGACAAACACCAGCGCUUCUGCCAAGAGAAUGGCCUCGUCAGUCAGUUUGUAUCGGCAAAGACGGGAGACUCGGUCUACCUUUGUUUCCAGAGAGUGGCUGCUGAAAUCAUUGGUGUAAAACUCAACAAAGCAGAGAUAGAGCAGUCUCAGAGGAUCGUGAAGGCUGAGCUGGUGAACUACCCACAGGAUGAAGGCCCAGUUAGAGCGGAGAACAAACAGAAAAGCAAAAUAUGUUCUGUUCAGUAGUCAGAACGUGUGGUGAAGGCAGACAUCGUCAACUACAGUCAGGACCCUGUGGCCCGGACGGUCAACCCCCCUCGCAGCUCCAUGUGUGUGGUGCAGUGACAUGCACACACACACACACACACACACACACACACACACACACACGCACACACACACACACACACACGCAUCACUGAAGGAUGUAACAUCAGUAUUUCGGGAUGACUGGAUGAAACAUGUUCGCAGUGUGUUUUCUAUUUGUUGUAUGAAUGAGUUGUAAAAGAACAUGUGGUUUUCGAAGGCUCGGCCUAUAGUUCUGAUACUUAACGGGAAUGAGUUCUUGGAUCGUUGACCAAAAAGGAAACAGAACCUCAACCUUUUUUUAAGUUUACAUAAAGCUACCAGUUUAUUGUUCUAUCUAGAAAACAGGCAUUCUGAAUACUGUUCUAAACACUUGAUAUAUGUGUUAGUCUGAAGCUGUUUUUCAGUGACAAAUACACUGCUCAGCCAAAAAAUAAACACACCUUUACCUUUGAUUAUGGUCUGCAUGCAUUUAUACCACACAAUUCUUAUGCAAAACACAACAGUUAUUUACUUUUGGCCUUUACUUGAUAAAAUUAAGUGGAGAGUGUGAAGAAAUGAAGGGGAAUGACAUGCAACAAAAGGUUCGAAUGAAACCUGUUUGCUGUGAUAAGAACCGAGCGUAUGUGGGUUGCACUCCACCAGAUGAUCCACCAUGUCGCACCAUUUAUUUUUGCCUGGAGUUGCAUAAUUUUUCACCAAGAUCUUGUAUUAAUGAUGGACAGUCAGGUUACUGUGUGAGCUCCUCUCCAUCACAUCCCAAAGAUUCUCAGCGGGGUUCAGGUUUAGACUCUGUUGUGCCCAGAGAGCGUGAGACAUCAUUUUCACACAUGGAUUGAAGCACUCUUUAACAAUGUGAUCUUGAUGAAUCCUGGUAUCAUCAUCUUGGAAUAUGUCUGUGUCAUCAGCAAAGAAAAAACCCACUGAUGUUCAGACCUGGUCAUUCAGUAUAUUCAUGGAGUCAGGUGACGUCAUGUUUUUGAGAGAACGCUGCUAAACCUAGACCUGAACAACUGAAUCAACCCUAGAUCAUAACACUGCCCGCACAGGCUUGUACUGUAGGCACUCGGCAUGAUGGGUAAUCACUGCAUCUGCCCCUGUUCUCACCUUGACAACGCCCAUUGCUAUAGGCACGGUCAUUCUGGACUCGUCAGACCACACAACCGUUUUCCAUUGAAACACAGUCCAAUCAAACUGAUGUUAGUUUAAGAAAUGAAACCUACUCACUACAUCAGUUAAAGGGUUAAAGAACUUAUUUCCAGCUGAUACAUAUUAAUUUUUUUUAUGACUUGCAUUUUUUUAAUUUCCUUUUUCCAAACAUAUCACAUCAUCACACAUCUAAUAUUAACAUUAGAGCACUGGUAAAUUACCCACCCACCCAUAACAAGAAGGGGUCUUCAUAUCAGUGUAGUGGCUUUUUAUCCCACACACAUCGACUUUGAGUAUCCAUGUAUGUAAUACAGUCAUGGAAAAAAUUAUUAGCCCACCCCUUGUUUUCUUCAAUUUCUUGUUCAUUUUAACGCCUGGUACAACUAAAGGUACAUUUGUUUGGA
This is a messenger RNA of Sphaeramia orbicularis (orbiculate cardinalfish), 2648 nucleotides long. RefSeq names its product RAB28, member RAS oncogene family (gene rab28). Bases 367 to 1035 code for a protein of 222 amino acids. Gene Ontology annotation, molecular function: GTPase activity; GTP binding. NCBI's taxonomy places the organism in Eukaryota, Metazoa, Chordata, Actinopteri, Kurtiformes, Apogonidae. The transcript is spliced from 8 exons. The record is from RefSeq and is a predicted model, not a curated record.